CUUUCUCACUUUGAAACUUGAGACAACUCUGUCUGUCUACAUACUUUCUAUUUCUAAUCUUGCCACCGUUACAAAUACUUAGCAACACGUACUUGCAAGGUCCUAUCGCUACUAGGUACGAUAUCAACUCAGAGAGCUAUCAUGGAGACUCAAGCAACCAAACGUAACCCUCUGCCUUCCAUCUGGACCGGUGGCUAUUGUGAUGGUGGCUUUCCUCGGGGCACAUCCCGUCGGCAGUUGAACACCCCCAUUGCUCCCUCACCCAUGUCGCCACAUGGGGCUCACGGUCCGGAGGUUAUGCUUCCGCGGCAUCACCAAGAUCAGGUCACUGAGCUGGGCAGAUCUCUUGUCCAAACGCUCGGUCGUCGAACUAGCACAACAAUAUCCUCACCCCAGUCCGCUUCCAUAUCUUCCCCUCUGUCUGGCGCCUUCAACAGGAUGUCAGUCGGCGGCACCAGUGCCUACGCUGCGAAUACGUCUCUGCUGCUCUCGGGCGUCAGCGGGAAUGACAUCAUGUCCCCCAUGGAGCGGCGCAAGUCUGUCACCAUGGAGAUGAGGCAUCCUCAGACGAUUUUGGUAACCGCAGUAGCUUCGCGCAGCAGGGACCAGGCUGCCAUGAUUGGAGGAAAGGUGACCAUCAACGCAACCGUUUUCCCUCGCGUCGGCCAGCGCUCUCCUUUUAGAAUGUCGCGCGAGUUCAACCUCAAGAAAGUGCACGACAUGAUCCCCGGUCCAGCACGCCGGCCAUCGGUUACAAGCGUUCCUUCAUCCCCAGAGACACCGCGACGGACGUCUACCCUAAUUGAGAGGAAGCUAUCUUCAGUCGUGGUGAGACCCGCGGUGGUUCGGCGCAGUUUCGCUGGCGACUUUGACGAUAGCGCGAACGUCCCACCAAACACAAGGCCAAUCUCUUGGCCACACGCCCGCCUUUGCCUUCCAAUCCUGGCAUCCCUAAUGCUCUCGGGUCAACUUCGCGACGGCGACAGGAUCGAAAUCCCGAUGCCGCAUCCCGAGGCUUGGCCCCAGACGUGGGCGUACCUGUGCACAGCCGAUGGUGGCGAGGUGCACGAGAGCAUGAAGCAGAACAUUCUCUACCUCGGCGGUAAGCUUUUAGAGUGAGCCGACUGCCGAGUUUCCUUUUUUUAAUUUUUUAUUUUAGUUUUCUUGGUAUCUACUAUUGCACUUGGCUUUAUGGCUUGAGACACUUGCAGGGAUUUCAGGGCUGAGCAUUUCUUUCCCUUCUUCUUUUUCUUUUUUACUUCCGAAUGUUCAUCAUUUGGAUUUAUUAUUAUUAUUCUUGCAUGAUAGAGCGCACGAUUUUACGAACAGAUGUAAAUGACAUU
Molecule: messenger RNA, 1343 nt
Organism: Pyricularia oryzae 70-15
Lineage: Eukaryota; Fungi; Ascomycota; Sordariomycetes; Magnaporthales; Pyriculariaceae
Exons: 2
Coding region: 142-1119 (325 amino acids)
Source: RefSeq, a predicted model, not a curated record